Anthostomella pinea is the source of this 1005-nucleotide messenger RNA. NCBI's taxonomy places the organism in Eukaryota, Fungi, Ascomycota, Sordariomycetes, Xylariales, Xylariaceae. The record is from the annotation of a GenBank genome assembly.
AUGGCAGACGCCCUUGCUACCAUGACGCCUGAACAGUUGUCUAUGAUACCGGCAGGAACACCGCCGCCUGGCGUCAUACCCAACUUCAUCGACCCUCCUACAAGCGCACCAGUCUUGAUUGCAGUGGGUACUGUGCUUAUGGCUAUCAUGUUAUUAUUCGCCGGCAUCAGGUUCUAUGUCAAAGUGAUCAUCCGCCGCAAGGUGACUCCUGAUGAUUGGACUACUCUGGCUGCCGUGAUCGGGACUUGUUGGUAUUAUGGCAUCUGCAUCCACGCCGUUACACGUGCGAAAUUUGGCACGCAUAUGUGGGACAUCUCCGUGGCUCAUACCCUCAGCGACGACUUUUUGAUAGCCAGUUUCUUCACCAAUUGGCCCUCUGGCCUCGUACGGGCAUUCGCCAAGUCAUCCUUCCUUCUCAUGUAUCUUCAACUCUUCAGUCCUUGGGCUUGGCUGCGGCGGAGUGCCUUCGUCGGCAUGUUCCUGAACUGGGGAUUCUACACAUCAGUCAUAAUCGCAAGUAUCUACUACCAAGCCCCGAACCCCGGACAGACCUGGCAAGAAGGAUUCACCAACGAACGCUACAACAAGAGCUUCUACAUGACUUUACCUAUCGCUUCCGGUAGCCUCAUCUUGAAUACUUACAUCUUCGUGCUCCCACUCAUCGCCGUGUGGAACCUGCGACUCAGCCCGCGCAAGAAGAUAGGCGUCAUGGCCGUAUUCGCGACCGGUUUGAUAGCAUGCGUCGCUUCUUCCCUCAGUAUCUAUAUCAAACACAAACUCAACAGCCACCUUGACGACUACACAUAUUGGGUAUACAUCGUGCUACUCAUGGCUUUGGUCGAGAUGUGCAACAAGUCUGGCGGUUUCGGCAACUGGGGCGUCUCUGCGCUCAGCUCAUUGCGAAGUCUACUCCGGCACGGCAAGUCCAGUAAUGCGUCCAGGGACUUUGAAACCUCCUGGAAGAGCAGUAGAUCUAAUGCCAUGGCCAAAAAUGCCCUACGUUGA